ACAAACUUCUUUUGUAAUUUUGUAGUGUAUAAUGCCUAAUGCUGAAGGGUCCAUUGGCACCUCCGUGCAUGGAUUAACCGGCAAAGAACAAACAUUUGCAUUUUCAAUGUCUUCGUCUUCUGGUAAUAAUAAUACUGAUAAUGAAAGCGUUGUUACCAAGUUUUCUUUGCCAGUUGAUUCAGAACACAAAGCGAAAACUCUGAAAAUCUUCUCAUUUGCACAACCCCAUAUGAGAUCAUUUCAUCUUGCUUGGAUCUCUUUCUUCACUUGUUUGAUCUCCACUUUUGCUGCGGCUCCUCUCGUUCCGGUAAUCCGGGACAAUCUUGAUUUGACUAGAUCAGAUAUUGGCAAUGCUGGUGUUGCUUCUGUUUCUGGCAGCAUUUUCUCUAGGCUUGUUAUGGGUGUACUCUGUGACUUAAUUGGACCAAGAUAUGGAUGUGCCUUUGUCAACUUGUUAACAGCUCCUGUUGUUUUCUCAGUUGCUUUUGUCUCAACACCACAGGGAUAUAUAGCUGUUCGUUUCAUGAUUGGAGUUUCAUUGGCAACAUUUGUAUCAUGUCAAUAUUGGACAAGUACGAUGUUUAAUGGGCAAAUAAUUGGUCUUGUUAAUGGCGUUGCUGCUGGAUGGGGAGACAUGGGUGGCGGUGUGACUCAACUCCUUAUGCCUUUCCUUUACCACAUAAUUCAACUAACAGGAGCUACUCCUUUCACUGCUUGGCGUAUUGCCUUUUUCAUCCCUGGAUGGCUUCAUAUCAUUGUUGGUGUUAUGGUCUUGGUUCUUGGUCAAGACUUGCCAGAUGGUAAUCUUAGUGACUUACAAAAGAGUGGUGAUGUACACAAAGAUAAAUUUUCAAAGGUGUUUUGGUUUGCAGUGACAAAUUACAGGACGUGGGUGUUUUUUCUCGUUUACGGUUAUUCCAUGGGAGUUCAGCUCUGCAUGAACAAUGUAAUUGCGGAGUAUUUUUUUGACAAGUUCAAUCUAAAGCUUCACACAGCAGGAGUUAUAGCUGGAGUCUAUGGUAUGGUAAACUUUGUAGCUCGACCUUUUGGUGGAUACGCCUCUGAUUUAGCAGCACGAAAAUUCGGAAUGAGAGGAAGACUUUGGAUUCUUUGGAUUGUCCAAACCUUAGGAGGAGUUUUCUGCGUGUGGCUUGGCAGAGCAGAAACACUUCCUAUAGCCAUAUUAGCUAUGAUUUUAUUCUCAAUCGGAGCACAAGCUGCAUGUGGUGCAACUUAUGGUGUAAUCCCUUUCGUAUCGCGUAGAUCGUUAGGCCUAAUUUCUGGCCUAACGGGUGCUGGUGGUAACGUCGGAGGUGGUUUAACACAAUUGAUUUUCUUCUCAAGUACAACAUUUUCUACAUCUAUGGGAUUAACUUGGAUGGGAUUUAUGGCUGUAGCUUGUACAGUUCCAAUUGCUUUAAUUCAUUUUCCACAAUGGGGAAGUAUGUUUUUACCAGCUUCAAAAGAUGAAAAGUAUAAUGAAGAAAAAUAUUAUUGUUCUGAAUGGAGUGAAGAUGAGAAGCAAAAAGGUCUACAUAAUAAAAGUAUUAAAUUUGCAGAGAAUAGCGUAUCUGAACGUGGGAGAAAACACACAAUUUCUUCAGCAGCUACUCCACCAUAUUCUACUCCGGCACAUGUUUGA
Molecule: messenger RNA, 1642 nt
Organism: Solanum dulcamara
Lineage: Eukaryota; Viridiplantae; Streptophyta; Magnoliopsida; Solanales; Solanaceae
Product: high affinity nitrate transporter 2.4-like
Exons: 4
Coding region: 32-1642 (536 amino acids)
Biological process (GO): cellular response to nitrate; nitrate transmembrane transport
Cellular component (GO): plasma membrane; plant-type vacuole membrane
Molecular function (GO): nitrate transmembrane transporter activity
Source: RefSeq, a predicted model, not a curated record